UAAAGUCCCACCAACCAGCCCACCAGCCUCGCGCGGCUGAAGAAGGGGGCGGCGUGGGUGGAGCUGCGCUUGAACGUCACGGCGAAGCACGAAGGAGCAAGGCCUGACAAUUAAGUCACCCCCCCGCAGCAUCGAUUGCAAACUGCACACGCCUCGCCAUACCCACCGCACCGCACCGCGCUGCUGGACUGUUGCACCAAUUGGCCGGGCAUGCUGUCGCUUCGUCGAGGAGGCGCCUCGCUGGCGCGGCAGUCUCGGGCGCUGAGCCUGCGGCAGUCUAGGUCCUACGCCUCGGGCGGCCACGGCCAUGGCCACAGCCACCAGGUUGAGGAGUCCAUGGGCAUGGCAUUCUAUGCUACGUUUGGUGCCGUCCCCGUCUCGGCUGCCCUCUACUACGCGUGCCAACCCGGUGCGGACGGCCAGCCGUCCUCAUUAACACAGGCCAUCGGCCGACUCUCCGACUUCCGCAACGACUGGGAGACGCGCAACAACUGGCACACGCAGGCGAUUGAGCAGGCCGCCCACGACAAGAAUCUGUUCUACAACGUCCAGCGCAACACGCAUGUCGAGCUCAAGUUCCCCGAGAUCUUCCAGACAGGGUCGCCAUACAACGUCCCAGCCGGUCAUUACGGGAACAUGGACAAGGUGGUGGCUCACUACAAGCAGCAGCACCUGGAAGAGGAGGAGAGAAAAGCGAAGAAGCUGGCGGCAAAGCAGCUGGAAUGAUCGUGUUUUUUAUUGUAUGAUAUCCAGCCACGACACAAAAUCGACUAGAUCUCUGAAGAACGGCAAUUCCGAAUUUGCAUCAUCAUCUGUUAGCUGAAAUCAGCGAUCUAU
Molecule: messenger RNA, 837 nt
Organism: Gaeumannomyces tritici R3-111a-1
Lineage: Eukaryota; Fungi; Ascomycota; Sordariomycetes; Magnaporthales; Magnaporthaceae
Exons: 3
Coding region: 211-726 (171 amino acids)
Cellular component (GO): mitochondrion
Source: RefSeq, a predicted model, not a curated record